AUGGAGGCAGAAAACAACGGCAAAACUUCAGCAGCAUAUCCAAUGAAUAGUGGAGAUGGCCCCUAUAGCUAUGCCAAUAACUCCAUUUCCCUGGGAGUAGUCAUAGAUCAUAUAAGAGAAAUUAUGAUCAAGGACAUUUCCGAGAAGCUAGAAAUCACUCCUUCAAAACCCUUUUGGAUUGCAGAUUUAGGUUGCUCCAUUGGACCUAAUACUUUCUCUGCAGUGAAAAACCUUAUUGACUCUGUGGAGUUUAAGUAUCAAAGUUCACAAGAAACCACCACUACUACUCAAUCCGAACUCCCUCAAUUCCAAGUCUUCUUCAACGAUCACACCUCAAACGACUUCAACAUGCUUUUCAAGUCCCUUCCCGGAGACCGGCGUUACUACGCCGCCGGUGUACCGGGAUCAUUUUACGGACGGAUUUUUCCCGACGCUUCGCUUCACUUAGUUCAUUGUUCUUUCUCUCUUCAUUGGCUUUCUCAAGUGCCCAAAGAAUUAAGGGACAAAAGCUCUCCUGCAUGGAACAAAGGGAGAGUUCAUUACUCCAACUCUGGAGAUGAAGUGAUUAAGGCCUAUAAAGCUCAGUAUGAAAAGGACAUGGCACUGUUUUUGAAAGCUAGGGCACAAGAGAUUGUGUGUGGAGGGUUGAUGGUGCUUAUCAGUCUUGGUAUUCCAAGUGGAGUUCAUCAUUCUGAAGCUGGAGGGAAUAGGGGCUUUGACCUUGUUGGAUCUUGCCUCAAGGAGAUGGUUGAGAAGGGAAUUGUAAGUGAGGAAAAGUUUGACUCCUUCAACAUACCAACUUAUUUGAUGACUCCCCAAGAACUUGAAACAGCAGUGAAGGAAAAUGGAAGUUUUGCAAUAGAGAGAUUAGAAGUAUUACCUCAUGUGAAAGUGAAUGGAGUUGCCCUUAAUUCCCAUCAAGUUACAUUUUGUGUGAGAUCUACUCUUGGGGAACUAAUCAAGGAACACUUUGGAGAAGAGACCAUUGACCAGCUAUUUGAUUUGUACUUUCAGAAAGUGGAAGAGAUACAUCCAAGUUCUAUUGCUGAAGCAGUGAAAACAUUGAGCUUUCUAGCUGUGCUUAAGCGCAAGCCAAUAAAACAUUAA
Molecule: messenger RNA, 1107 nt
Organism: Humulus lupulus (European hop)
Lineage: Eukaryota; Viridiplantae; Streptophyta; Magnoliopsida; Rosales; Cannabaceae
Product: loganic acid O-methyltransferase-like
Exons: 3
Coding region: 1-1107 (368 amino acids)
Biological process (GO): methylation
Molecular function (GO): S-adenosylmethionine-dependent methyltransferase activity
Source: RefSeq, a predicted model, not a curated record